This is a messenger RNA of Neurospora tetrasperma FGSC 2508, 726 nucleotides long. RefSeq lists its product as uncharacterized. Lineage: Eukaryota; Fungi; Ascomycota; Sordariomycetes; Sordariales; Sordariaceae. The record is from RefSeq and is a predicted model, not a curated record. The transcript has a single exon. The coding region runs from base 1 to 726 and encodes 241 amino acids.
AUGCCCAGAAACCGCUCCCAUAUCAAGAGAGAGCGGGACAACCCUCACCCCGACAUCGACGACUACCGUCACCGUCCCCACCACGACCGGUCCAGGUCCCCUCGUAGAUCGCCCCCUCGAGAUAAGGUUGACAAGGGCAAGGGCAAGGGCAAGGUCAAGCGCGAACAAGAAGAAGAAGAGGAAAAAGAAGAAAAGAAGGUCUUGGUCCGCAAGCGCGUCAAGGAAGGCGAGUACACUCCCAAGCUUAAUUAUCCGGAGUGGUUGCUAUGGGUUGCCGGUGCGGCAAUCAGCAGGGAGGACCGCAAGAAGCACACGUACAGCCUGGAAAAGCGCGGCGGUUCUGGAGCCUCCUCUGGUGAGGACAAGGGCAAGGGCAAGGGCAAUGAUCGAGAGCACAUAGGCAAGAAGGAGGACCUCGAGGAGGAGAAGUGGGGUCACGGUCAUGGUCAUCAAGGUGGCCAGAGCAGAGACGAUGAUAAUGAUGAUGAUGAUGAUGGCUAUCGUAAUGAGGCCGAGCGAUUGGACGACAAAAUGGAGGAGCUGAUGAAGCUACCGCAUCACGUCCUUGAGGAUAUGAGGGAGGAGGAGGAGGAAGCAAGGCAUGAUGAAAUGCUCAAGCCAAAUUAUCGGCGGCGGAAGUAUGGUGUUGCGAAACGAGACUGGAACAACGAUCAGCGCGAGACCGUUUAUGAACGCUACAUGCCCUCCUUGCGUGAGGAUCCUUAG